UCCGAAACGACGCUCUCUUCCCUGCUUUUUCAGUGCCCGACACAUCGCAGAUAGUGGAAGGCCGAGCAUUGUCGAGUACCUCAAUUAUGGUAAAAUGGGCCAAAGUACCAUCGGCGGAUUACUACUACCUGCUGGUGAGCUCUCAGACUACCGGACGGACGCUCAACCUGACCUCCACCAACGUCACUGUGGUGGUGGAGCACCUGCAACCCUCCACCAACUAUGACUGCUACGUCCUCACAGCUAACCAGGCCGGCCGGGGAAGCAAGAGCAAAGUGAGGACCAUCACCACCUUGGUGGAGCCUCCACGCAACGUCACCGCAGCGCAGACGGGCCUGGACUCGGCGAGGGUGACGUGGCAGCCGGUGAAGGACGUUCUGUUGUACCAAGUCACCGUCCGGGACAGUAAUGAGCCCACCAGCUUGCCGUCUGUGUACAGCGUCUCAGACACCAAGCUGGAUGUUCAAGGCAUCCUCCCGUGUUCCACCUAUCUCAUAUCAGUGUCCUCUUUCAACAAGUUCCUGGCACCGAGCGAGUCCACAGACUACACAUACACCACCAACAAACUGACGCCGGUUUCAUCAGUCUCCGUGGACUACGCCUGCACCACUCACUCUGCCACAGUCCAUUGGUCGGAGGUGUUCGGGGCCGACUCCUACAAGGCCACGGCGAAGGGCGACAAUGGCACGGAGCUGACGUGCACCAGCCAGAGCACCAGCUGUCAGAUCACCGGACUGAGCUGUGCCCAGAGCUACGUGGUGCACGUGACCCCCAUGUCGGAGAGCUGCAAGAACGUCAUUAACACCACUUCGGCCACUUUUCAGACCGUUCCCUGUCCUCCCAAGAACCUGACGUUGUUGCGCGCCUGUUCGAGCGAAGUCAUCGUUUUUUCCUGGGACCACACGAACAAUACUGACUACUACAUGGCCAAGGCAGUGGACUCUCAGGGAACCGUCCAGGAGUGUGUGACUGAGGACAACUCCUGCUACUUCACACACACAGUGUGUGGACGACACUAUUACUUCACGGUCUCCUCCGUCACAGGGCAGUGCAGAAGUGAUGUUAGCUCUACUGUGGACAUUCGCACAGCACCCUGUAUCCCCCAGAAUCUGCAGACUUCAGCUGACUGCAGCAGAGACGUUCUGCUCAGCAAGUGGGACCUCGCUGAGGGGGCUCUUCGCUACACCGUGGAGGCCUUCGGCAACCAGGGCACCAACACCCGCUACAACUGCAGCUCAGUGUCCAACAGCUGCGCCAUCGAGGGCGUCCAGUGUGGAGAUUACCUGACCGUUUACAUCACAGCUCAUGACGACGAAUGUGCCAGCCCGAGGACACUGGGGCCAGUGGCUGAGACAGUCCCGUGCAGUCCUCAGAACGUAUCGGCGGUGAAGGAAUGUGGAGCCGACUCCAUCACGGUGACCUGGAACGGCAGCGCCAUCUUCUAUGUCGCCACGGCGGAGGACAGUGAUGGCGUCGUUCACAGCUGCAACUCGAUGGAUUCGACCUGUAAGAUCGAGGGCUUGAAGUGCAGCACCAACUACACAGCGUACGUCAUCGCCUCCAACUUCAUGUGCAACAGCUCCGAGAGCGAGAUGGUCACCGUAGAGACAGCCGCUUGCCCGCCGGAUCACGUUGCUGCCUCUCUGGACUGUGCAGCCAACGAGGCUCUGAUUUCAUGGCGUGGCCAACCCAAAAUGAACUCCUACACCGCCACAAUCGUAGAUGAAGAUCAAGGACUUCUCAGCUGCAGCUCCACUAACACCAGCUGCAAGGUUCCCAACCUGAAGUGUGGUCAGCUUUACACCAUCACUGUGUGCCACCAUGAUGGCAUGUGCCCCAGCAGACCCUCUGAGCCCAUCUACAUGGAGUCUGUUCCUUGUGGGCCACAUGUGAGUGCUGACGUAGACUGUCAGACACAAGUAGUGACCCUCGACUGGACGCCAACGAGUAACGCAGAAGGUUACAUCGCCGUCAUCUCAAACGGCAACACGCAAACGUCCUACAACACCACAGAGCCUGCGCUGCGGGUCAACACGCUCGAGUGUGGACUUGACUACACGCUGAAAGUGACGUCCUUCAAUGGGACCUGCAUCAGUCAACCUUCAGUGCUUCCUGUCUGGCAACCGCCAUGCGUGCCCACUGAUGUGGUGGUGAGGAAAAACUGCAGCCAGAGUUUUGCACAAGUGACGUGGCGAGCAAGCCGCGGUGCCCUGUCCUACCGAGCAGCUGCAGAGGAUGAAGAUGGCAGGCGCUUGUUGUGCUCUUCCAAUGAGACGUCGUGCAGGCUGGAGGGCCUAAUGUGUGGCCAGGUUUACAGUGUCGGGGUGACUGCCAUGGACGACAACUGCAGCAGCGCCGAGAGCUCUGCGAAGAUAAUACGGACAGGACCCUGCCCUCCGUCCCAGCUCAACGUCUCAGUGAACUGUGCCAACAACUCUGCCAUGCUAACCUGGAGCAGCAGCCCCAAUGCAGCGUCCUACACUGGCAAGGCCAUGAACACAGACGGACACGUGGCGACCUGUCACGCAGGAAUGAACCUUGGUUGCCAGCUGAAUGGCCUGCAAUGCGGCAAGCGUUACACCUUCACUGUGUCAGCCUCUGAUGGCGACUGUCAAAGUCCUGACAGCGAGCCAGUCAUGCAUACAACUGCCCCAUGUGCUGUUCAAAGUGUGCACAACACCCUGAACUGUAGCACCAACAAAUUAACCAUCAGCUGGACCCCAGGAUCCUUACCAGUAAACUACAGCGCCACCGCCCUGUCCGGAGAUGGAACUGCACUUCGCUGCAUGACAGAGGGUUCAAGUUGUGCGAUGACUAAUCUGCAGUGUGGACAGCAGUACAAUGUGACGGUCAAAGCCAUCAGCAGCACAUGUGAAGGACACAGCAGCGUCCCAAAGAUAGUUCACUCUGUUCCUUGUGUUCCUGUGAACGUCCAGGGCUUUGUGGAGUGUUCCACUAACACAUUGCAGGCCUCCUGGGAUGCAGCUGCUGGGGCAGAGUCUUACAUCUCUACCUUGAAGAGAGCGGGAAGUUUCUCUUCUUCCUGCUCUUCAGCUAACCGAAGCUGCGUCUUUCGUAGCCUGCAGUGUGCUCAGACGUAUAUGUUGAGUGUGAUGGCCCUGAACGACAUUUGUAACAGCUCUGAGAGCACCACGAUCUCAGCGACAACUGCACCCUGCGACCCUACAAAUGUGGCCGCUUCCCUGCACUGCCUUUCUGGGGUAGUGAGGGUGACUUGGGGGGCCAGUGCUGGAGCAAAUUAUUACACAGUCCUCGCCAAGGCGAACAGACAUGUCGCCUCUUGUAAUUCCAAUGGCACUUCCUGUGGGCUGACCCAGCUGCAGUGUGGGGAGGAUUACACUGUGACUGUGCUGGCAGGGGACGGGAACUGCAACAGCUCCAUACUCGCCAAAACCAACAUAACGACAGCCCCCUGCGCUCCAGUGGUCCAGGACCACAGCCUGGACUGUGUCUCCAACCAGGCCUUGGUCACCUGGGUUGAGGACGAGGAUGCCAUCAGCGUCACUGUCAACGCAACCUCCAGCCUGGGACACUCGACGUCCUGCAGCUCCUCCACCAACAGCAGCUGUGUCCUGGACGACCUGGAGUGUGGACACACCUACACCGUUCAGGCUGUUGCGCGAGGAGUCCAGUGUUUGAGCAAACCCAGCUCUAGUUUCCAGAUUGUCACAGCACCCUGUACCCCUGCAAACGUGGAGUACACGUACUCCUGCGAGACCGGCAUCGCCCUCCUGAGCUGGGAUGAGACUUUGGGAAGAAAGAGUUUCUAUGCCCACGUCCAUUCUGGAAACGACUCUGCGUCCUGCAGCACCAGCCAGACCAACUGCCCCCUGCCAUCCCUGCUCUGCGGUCGCAUGUACCAUGUAAAAGUGAUAGGAGUGGCUGACCACUGCAACAGCAGUGUGCCUGGUGUUACACAAAUACAGACAGCCCCCUGUCCUCCCGUGAAUGUCAGCGCCUCCCUGGUGUGCAACAACAACACGGCGGCGGUGAGCUGGCAACCCAGUCCUGGUGCAGUUUCCUACAAAGUGAUGGCGAACGGCAGAGACGGUGAUGUCAAGCAGUGCACCACAAACGAGACAAGCUGUCACCUACCCAACAUGCAUUGCUCCCAGACCUACGUGAUCACCGUCACCCCUUCCUCCACCCGCUGCAAGGGCUUCGACAGUCACCCGCUCACUUACGUUGCAGGCCCCUGCCCUCCCACCAGUGUUCAUGUGUCCCUGCAGUGUGUUGGUAACGUGGGCCACGUGACCUGGAGCGCCGCCCUACAGGCAGAACUCUACGUGGCCACAGCAGUACCGUCUGCCGUGGACAAGCGUGACCACACCUGCACCUCCAACGGCACAAGCUGCUCCCUCACAGACCUGCACUGUGGCGAAACCUCCGUCGUCACGGUGGUCACCAUUGAGAGGGGCUGCACGAGUGAACCCAGCCUGCCUUUUACUUUCCAGUCAGUCAUUUGCCCACCGACCAGUGUGACCGGAGUGACCACUUGCAGUAACAACGACAUCACAGUGAGCUGGGACCCGAGUCCACAAAGCGGCGCUAACUAUAUUGUCCAGUCUCAAGAAGAUGGCGGCACUAGCGCCAACUUCUCCACGAGCCUGACGUCCCACGUGUUCACUGGGCUGCAGUGUGGCGAGCUGCACACUCUGGCAGUCGCUGCCAGCGACACUGAGUGCACCAGUGUCUUCAGCGAGCCCAUACAAACUGAAACAGCUCCGUGUCCUCCCACCAACCUGACUGCCAGAGCCGACUGUGGCACCAACUUGGGAACGUUGAACUGGGCUCCAAGCAUCCACGCUGUCUCCUAUACAGUUACAGUGACCGGCACCCACGGCCAUGUUGUUUCCUGUUCGUCCAACACAACAACCUGCUCAGUGAAGCUGGACUGUGGGCACCAGUACUCAGCGGUCGUGGUAGCUUCCAGUGCGACAUGUAACAGCAGCGCAGGAGCAUCCUUAACUUUUAACUCGGCUCCCUGUCUGCCUGACAGAGUGGUAGCAGACCUGGACUGCGGCGUCAACUCCUUCGCGGUGCAGUGGAGGGGGAGCAUCGGCGACCUCGACUCUUACACUGCGAUCGCCAUCGGCAGUGACGACACCCGUGCAACCUGCGACACGCCGAACACAAACUGCACCAUCCAGAACCUAAAAUGUGGCCUCAGUUACAGCAUCGUCGUCACCACAUCAUCAGUCGACUGUGGCACCAUCGAGGGCUCCGACUACAAGAUGCAGUCAGCCCCCUGCAAACCAGAUGGGGUGCUGGUGAACCUGCAGUGCAGCACCAACAAGGCGUCAGUGACCUGGGGAAACUCAGGACCAGACCAGACCCACGUAGUGUCAGCGGUGGACAACAGAGGGAUAAUCACCACCUGCAACUCCAGCAGCUCCAACUGCACCUUCGACCAGCUGAGCUGCGGGGAGAGCUACACCGUCAGCGUGGUCGGCCACACAGACACAUGCAGCAGUCAGCCAGCUGUUGCAGAAACACUCAACACAGCUCCGUGUGUUCCCACCCACCUCACAGCGCGAGUCGACUGUGAGACUGGCAUCACUGUGGUUACGUGGGACGCUCGUGGCGCCACAUCUUACACCGUCUACGCCCGGGGCAGCCUCGGCCACUACGCCGAGUGCAACAGCACUGACACCAACUGUGAUUUCCCUAACCUGGCGUGUGGGCAGGACUACAACAUAACGGUGCUGGCUCGCCGUGACUCCUGCGUCAGUUUGAUGAGCGAGUCCAUCAGUGCCACCACAGGUCCUUGUCCUCACAGUGGUCUGAAGACCACCCUGGACUGUGACACCAACACGGCUGUGGUGUCCUGGACGCCCGGCAGCGGCAUCCUGUACUACAACGCCUCGGCCGAUGCCUUUGCCGUCACGCACCAGCAGACGUGCUCCACCAACGGCUCCUCCUGCAACAUCAGCUCUCUGCGCUGCGGGGAGACCUACAGGGUGAGCGUCAGUGGACAGGGACAGAACUGCCCGAGUCCGGCCCAGGACUGGCACAGAAUCAACACAGCUCCCUGCCCCCCAACGCAGCUGAGGGUCGACUCCUCCUGUGAAUCAAACAACAUCUCGGUGUCAUGGCAGGCCUCGCAGGGCUCGGUCUCCUACACGGCCGUGGCUGAGAGCGCAGAUGGCCGCCGGUGGUCCUGUAACACCAGCAGCACCUCCUGCCAGAUAUCUGCUCUGCCCUGCGGACAGCAGUACCAGGUCUACGCUGCUGGCGUUGAUGAAAAUUGCAUCGGAGCCAAGAGUAACGUUAAAGUGAUUCGCACAGCGCCUUGUGUGCCACAGAACAUACAGAACAACCUUGACUGCCUGUCUGGAGUCCUCAACGUUACCUGGCAGUCGACGGGUUAUGUUGUUCAGUUCCACGCCUCCGUGGUGAGCAGCGAAGGUCACGUCAGCAGCUGUAAGACAAACAAACACCACUGUGUAGUGCGCAACAUGCAGUGCGGUCUGACCUACAGCGUUACGGUGGUGGCCCAAGAUGAGGCCUGCAACAGCUCCUACAGCCCCACAAAGCAGGUCAUUGCAGCUCCCUGCCCUCUCACGAGCUUCCUUCCCGCUAUCAACUGUACCACCGGCAUCGUAUCUGUAAGCUGGAACAGCAGCCUGUCAGGGGUAGCGCACACGGUGUCGGCUGUUGACGCCGCAGGUCGCCGACACAACUGCAGCGGCACACACAGCGGCUGUAACCUCAGCACGCUGGAGUGCGGCACGGAGUACAAUGUCACCAUCACGCCAUCCAGGGACGGAUGUACGGGCAGAGACACCCCCAUGAAAAUGAUCACGACAGUUCCCUGUGUACCUCGUCUCUCCGACGUGGAGAUCGACUGCCUGACAAACUCAGCCUGGGCGAUGUAUGAGGAGUCCGCCGGGGCCGAGGACUAUGUCGUCAUGGCAACAGACAGCCGGGGUAACAUCCAGACAUUUGAGUGUAACUACACGUCAGAUGGGAUAUGCAGUCUGCCACCGCUGAUGUGCAGCCAAACCCUCAGCUUCACCCUCAAGGCCCUUGACCAGCAGUGCUCCAGUGGACCCAGCAACGCUGUCCUGACUGACACAGCUCCAUGUCCUCCUGAGGGCAUACAAAAAUCAGUGGGUUGCCGCAAUCGCACAGCCAGCAUCUCCUGGUCGGCCGUUCCGGGUGCAGUAACGUACACGGCCACGCUGGAGCAGACAAACGGCGGCACCACCACCUGCUGCACCACAUCAGACACCGGCUGUGACAUCAGCGACCUGCCGUGUGGAGAAAUGUUCAUCCUGCUGGUCAUGGCUGAAGGACGGACGUGCAACAGCUCCCAAAGCCAAGGGCAGAUCGUCCGGACAGCGCCAUGUGUUCCUGAGAACCUCAGUGCCCGUCUGAGCUGCAGCGACAAUGUGGCCUCCAUGUCGUGGAACCACAGCCGUGAACUAGGACACCUGUACCGAGUGAAGGCUGUGGGUACUGAUGGCCACACGGACGGGUGCGCGUCCAGCGGCAGCCAGUGUGAUCUGACAGGUCUGCGUUGUGGACAGCAUUACACAGCUACUGUGAUAGCAGAGGACAGAGACUGCCAGAGUGAACCGAGCGACAGCGUGACAGUCAAGACUGUGCCGUGCACCCCUGCAAACAUCUCCUCUGAGGUGGACUGUGAGACCAGUUCUCUCGUUGUGUCCUGGUCUGAGAGCUCAGGAGCCGACUCCUACAUCGCCACAGUGCAGGACAGCAACGGUCAGAUCACAUCCUGCCAGGGCACGACUGAAGGCUCCUGUAAUGUGACAGGAGUGGGCUGCGGUCAGCUCUACCAUGUCUCUGUGGUGUCUUCUGACGGAUACUGCGACAGCCCGUCCACUCCUGAGGUGGACACGCCUUCAGUUCCCUGUAAGCCAAGACAUAUGGAGGCAGUGAUGGACUGCUACAUGCACACAGCGCUGGUGUCGUGGUACCCCAGUGAUGGAGCUUUGGCGUACGAGGUCACGGCUGCGGCUGCGUCGGGUCACAGUGUCGUCUGUGAUGCCAACACCACGUACUGUGAUCUGGAAGGGCUGCUCUGUGGCCACAGCUACUCUGUCUCCGUCACAGCUGUGGGACAGACCUGCAACAGCACCGCCCUCAUGACAGCACAGCUGGUCACUGAGCCGUGCAUCCCUGAACGCAUCACUACCUUGUACAGCCUGACGAUUGGCCAGGUGUUGUGGGACAUGACCGCUGGUGCUGAUUACUACACAGCUGAAGGGGUGACGGAGCAGGGCCUGAUGGUCUCGUGCACCACCAACGACACAUACUGUGCCAUGUACAACAUGGAAUGUGGGCAAAUGUACAGCAUCAACGUCACGGCCAAUAACCAUGUGUGCCAAGGCGUGUCCACUUCGAUGGAAACGGUUACGAUUAUGACAGAGCCUUGCCCACCCAACAACGUGCAGACCAAUGUGCAGUGUCAGAACAACAUGGGAACUGUGUCGUGGGAGGCCAGUUUUGGCGCUGUGGGCUACAAGGCUCGUCUCGCUGGACGCGAUGGCCACUCACUGUCCUGCUACACUAACGACACUUUCUGUAACAUAGAAGGCCUCCACUGCGGAGUCGUCUAUUACACCAACAUCAUCGCCAUCGGAGAGACGCUUAACAGUAGCACCUCCACGACUGUCCUGCUGUUCUCAGCUCCCUGUGCAGCUGAAAAUGUGGCAGCCAAUAUGGAUUGCUACAACAAUACAGCAAAUGUCUCCUGGAGCUCCGCCAGUGGAGCAAACUCCUACACUGUGACGGCCGUAGGAGCAGAUGGCCACUGGGCUUCAUGCGAGACCAACGCUCUCCAGUGUGAUUUGACGGAGCUGCAGUGUGGUCAGAUGUAUAACGUCAGCCUCACAACCGUCAGCGACCACUGCCAGACUGAGACACACACAAAUGUCACCUUCAGCACACGGCCCUGUAAGCCCUUGCAUGUUGGAGUGGAUCUGCAGUGUGGGACGAGUACGGCUAACAUGUACUGGGAAAAACGAGAGGGGGUGGAGCUGUACAUGGCUACUGCCACCUACAGCAUGGGAGUGACACAGCAGUGUAACUCCACCAACUCCUCCUGCCAGUUCUCCAACUUGCACUGCGGCGAAACCUAUGAAUUCUCUGUAACUGCAUAUGGUAACUUGUGCUACAGUGACGACAGCAACACUGUGGAGAUUCAGACCGAACCCUGCCAGCCGACUGGCCUCACAGUCAGUGGCUCGUGUGACAAUGAGACGGUGGUGGUGGAUUGGUUGGCAGCUGAAGGGGCAUCAGUCUACACUGUUACGGCCACAGGAGACCGGGGAUACGCCACAUCUUUCCAAACCAACGAGACAACAUUAGAAGCCGAGCUGCCCUGUGGACAACUGUUUACCUUCACUGUAAAAGCUCAGGAUGAUCGAUGUGACAGCCCCGUGAGCCAGCCUGAAGAAUUUAAGACAGGUCCCUGUGUGCCUGAGCAUGUUCAGAGCUUUACGCACUGUGAGAACAAUCUGGGCUCAGUCAGCUGGGCCAAGAGUGAUGGGGCCGAGUCCUACAUGGCCAUCGCUGUGGGACUGGAUGGCCACACCCACAUGUGCACCACAAACACCACCAGCUGCACCUGGGACGACCUGCACUGUGGCGAGCAGUACACCGUUCACGUCAUUGCCAACGACUACCUGUGCAGCAGCAUGCCGAGCAACAGCACUUUGAUAAGAAUGGCACCCUGUGUUCCUCAGAAUUUGAAAUCAUCUCUGAACUGCACUAUGAAGGUGGGAUCGCUGACCUGGAAUGCCAGUGAAACUGCUGAGUUUUACAUGGUGACCGCAGAGACCUACAGCGGCCACAAAGUGCAGCUCAGCACCAAUGACACCUGGACCUUCAUUUCAGAGUUCCUGUGUGGCCAAGAGUACUUCCUGUCUGUUCAGGCAGCAGACUCUGUGUGCACAAGCCGCCCCAGUCAGCCAUCAAAGCUUAAUUCAGUGCCCUGCCCGCCCACCGGUGUCACCAGCUUCAUGAACUGCCUCUCUAACAUUGCUGUGGUGUCAUGGACCGGCUCAGCUGGUGCUGAGUUCUACACCGCCACAGUGACACAGGAAGACGGCCAAUCAAAAAGCUGCUGGUCUGACAGCGAGCAGUGCGGCAUGCCCAACGUCCACUGUGGACAGAACUACACAGUGACGGUCGUGGCCUCAAACGAGAAGUGCAUCUCUGACCCCAGUGAGGCUGACAUGCUGCAGUCAGUGCCUUGUGUUCCCACUGAUGUGGUUGUGGAGACAGACUGCUCUGAAAAUCAGGCUGUUGUGUCCUGGAGUGCCAGCGAGGGGGCUUUGUCCUACAAAGUGUCAGCUCGGAGCACACUGGGAGCCAUGUCUCUCUGUGAGAGUACAGACCUCAUGUGUACCUUGACCAACCUGACCUGUGGCCAGACUUACUCUAUCCAGGUGGUGGCGCAGGAUGACAUUUGCUCAAGUCUACCCAGCCCAGCUACAACGUUCAAAUCAGUUCCCUGCACACCUAACAUCGGCUCAGUGGUUCUGGACUGCUUCACCAACUCGGCCCUCUUGGACUGGGCCUACGCCGAAGGUGCCCUGAACUACACCGCGACGGCUCUGUCCUCUAGCGGCCAUGUUUCCACUUGCAGCUCCAACUUCACCAACUGCGAGCUGCAGGACCUGCAGUGUGGUCAGACCUAUGAUGUCGUCACUGUGGCCUCAAAUGAGAACUGCAGCAGCCCCCCAAGCAGCAGGCUGCAGGUGGAGUCAGUGCCUUGUCCUCCUGAAGAUGUUGAACCUGUGCUGGACUGCUCUAACAACACGGCCCGUGUGGAGUGGCAGGCCAGCAGAGGGGCUGACUUCUACAUUGUCCAAGCCUUCGGAGUGGAAGAACACGAAUCUGGUUGCGAGACAGAUUCGCAGUCCUGCGUCCUCACAGAACUCUUGUGUGGCUUCACCUACAACAUCAGUGUGAUUGCUGUUAACAGUGUGUGCAACGUCUCACAGAGCGGCAUCACACAGCUGAAAGCAGUGCCCUGUGUACCACAGCAGGUGGAGGCCCAGGUGGUUUGUGAGUCUGGUGCAGUGGCGGUCUCUUGGGAGCCCAGCAAAGGGGCAUCAUCUUACACCACAAUCGCCCAGGGCAACGGCGGCUAUGCCUCAACCUGCAGCAGCAACGAGACAACAUGCCUGUUCAGUGACUUGCUGUGCGGCCUCAACUACUCCAUCAGUGUCAGCGCUUCAGAUGAAAAGUGUAGCAGCGCUGGAAGCUUUGCCGUGGAGCUCAGCACAGUGCCAUGCGUACCACCGAAAGUAACAGCAGAGAUGGUGUGCGGUAAUGACACAGGGGUUGUGUCAUGGGAAGAAGGAGAAGGUGUGUCCUCCUAUGUGGUGCGAGCUUUUGGGCCCGAUGGUCACAAGAUCAUGUGUAACAGCACCGCAACCAGUUGCCAGUUACCCAGCAUGCAUUGUGGCCAGCUCUAUAACCUGACAGUGACAGCUCAGGAUGGACGAUGUGACAACAGCCACGCAUACCUCGACGUGCAGUCAGUGCCUUGCACGCCAACCAAUGUCAAAGCUUCCCCACAGUGCCACACCAACUCUGCUGCAGUGACGUGGGAGCCAGCCAGCGGAGCAGUCUCCUAUCAUGCUGUUGGUGUUACAUCAGACGGAAGUCAUCGUGCUGAAUGUGACAACACCGUGACCCACUGUGAUCUGGAGGACCUGCAGUGUGGACAGACCUACAAUGUGAGCGUGUUUGGCCUGGAUGAGUCCUGUUCCAGUGUGCAGAGUGACAAAGCUUACGUGCGCACAGCCCCCUGUGCUCCUCAGGAUGUAGCUGUUGAUUCACAGUGUGCUGACGGUGCCAUGGCAGUGUCCUGGUCCCCCAAUCCAGAUGCCCAGUACUUCCAUGUGGCGGUAGUGAGCAACACCGGGGCGAGACACUACUGUAAUUCCAGUGGCGCAGCCUGCACUAUAAGUAAUCUACCAUGUGGGCAGAACUACAACGUUACUGUGCUGUCUGUAAGAGAUGACUGCGAGAGUAAGCCCAGCGCUGUUGUACAGACCUCCUCAGCUCCAUGUGUACCCAGGAACGUUAAGGGCCAUCUGGACUGCGUGUCGAACUCGGCCUGGGUGACGUGGGAUGCCCCAGAAGGAGCCCUCAGCUACUUUGUGUUGGCCCAAGAGGCUGGAGGUCACAACUCCAGCUGCACUACUGCCUCAUCUCCCUGCAAUAUCCCAGAUCUGAAAUGUGGAACACUUUACACCUUCCACGUCACUGCUGUCAACAAACAUUGCCACAGUAAUCACAGCGUCACCUUCGAGCUUGAGACAGGGCCUUGUGCGCUAACCUCCAUCAGUGCAGUGACACAGUGUAACAGCGACACAAUCCUGGUUGAAUGGGAGCAGACAGAGAACAUGCCUCUCUACCUGGUGACUGCCGAAGGCCACGACCAAACCCUCAUCUCCUGUAACAGCUCCUCCACUUCAUGUGAACUCCACGACAUUCAGUGUGGCAUGCAUUACAGCAUCAUAGUCUCAGCUUCUUCUGAUAAGUGCAACAGUCUAAGGAGCCCACCAAAGAAGAUUAAAACAGCGCCCUGUGUCCCAGACAAUGUGACAGUGGCACCGUCAUGUGAGCAGAAUGGAGUCACAGUGACGUGGGGACACUCCCAUGUGGCUACAUCCUACGUAUUGACCGCUACAGGAAGGGAUGGACAUGUUUCAAUGUGCAGCACCUCAGUGAACAACUGCAGCCUGGCUGAUCUGCAUUGCGGACAGCCGUACAGUUUAAACCUCACCGCCAUUGGGGACAACUGCACCAGCCAGCCCAGCACUUCUACCUUUAGGACCGUGCCCUGUGAGCCCUCUGGUCUCGCAGUGGAUAUUGAUUGCGAGACCAACACUGCUAUCCUGUCUUGGAUUGCCAGCGAGGGCGCCGUGGAGUAUUUUGGUUACGCCCAGUCUACGGCUGGAAAUGCACUCUACUGCGACAGCACAGUCGCCUCCUGCACCAUCGAAGGCCUGGAGUGUGGUGACAUUUACAAUUUCUCUGUUGAAGCCUCUGACGGCGUCUGCAACAGCUCAUUUAGUGCACCUCUGCAGGUGGGCGCAGCUCCAUGUGCUCCAACUACUUUGAACGUUCGAAUGCAGAGGAUAAGCCAAGCUCACUGGGCCAUGACGUCAUGGGACAAUGUCAGUUGUCCUGGUGUUGAGUACCUUGUUGAGAUAACCGGUCGAAUCCAAAACAACCCACAGACUCAAAUGCAGGUGUCUUCUUACUGGCUGCCCAUGACUUUCUUUGAGCUACCAAUGCCCUGCAGCACAGCUUAUAACCUCACCGUGCGCGCCAGAAACUCAGCCGGCGUCAGCGAGCCGUCCACUGUCUUUACUGGAGUCACAGUCCCGUGUGCUCCACAGAUGGUGAAAUACACUGGCAAUAGAGAGUCUGCUGUCCUUUCCUGGGAGGAAUCAGUGUUUGCCACCAGGUACACCGUCUACAAUGUGUCGGGGGCAAUUCGCGUCGAGCUUUGCAACACCACCGAACUCUUCUGCUCAGUGACCAACUUCGAUCCUGGUGCCACUGAAGUGACAGCCAGCAAUGCGGAGGGAGAGAGCAUCCCUAAUGGAGACAUUACAGGUCCAGUAGGAGCUCGCCGAAGAAGAGAUUUACGCGCCACUCAAGUCUUUUCCCGUUUAGACAAAGGUCUUGAAAUCCCAAAAGUGCAGACUGUAACAGCAAGUGGACUUUCAUUGUAUGUGAAGUGGACCACAGUGAAGGAUGCGACCGAGUACACGCUCGUGAUUGAGGAGGAACAAAAAGAGCAGCAGUCCAGUCAGCUACCAAGAGUGACGACGGUGGAAGAUGAUUUUUACAUGGAGACGGACCUCAAGCCCUGGACCACCUACUGCAUCAGGCUGGCAGCAAGAAACACCAUGAACCAAAGCGACUACUCUGAACCAACUUGCAGAACCACUGGUGCCUCCUAAUGACACACCACGGGUCAACUUAAAUAGACACUGGACUCAGCAGAAA
Scatophagus argus is the source of this 14028-nucleotide messenger RNA. RefSeq lists its product as uncharacterized. The record is from RefSeq and is a predicted model, not a curated record. NCBI's taxonomy places the organism in Eukaryota, Metazoa, Chordata, Actinopteri, Scatophagidae. Gene Ontology annotation, molecular function: protein binding. The transcript is spliced from 56 exons. Bases 87 to 13982 code for a protein of 4631 amino acids.